AUGUGUAGACCUUUGUUUAUAAUUGAUCAGGAAAAGUUAAAGAAAAUCAACUUUGAAUUGUUGGAAAGAAAAGAUAAUUUUAUUGAUAAUUUUGCAAAAAGAAAUAGAGAAAGAAAUUUUAAAGUUAUUGAGCAGCUUGGAUUAUUAUUUACAGAAAAGAGUCUAAAAGGAAUGACUUUUAAUGAUUUAUUAAAACGAGGCAAGGUGGAGUAUUUAGAUGUUAAGGAAUCAAACAAUUGUAAAAUUGCAUUUACAUUGGAUGAUAUCACGUGUGAUACCACUCAUUUGGAAAUUUCUGAAAUUUCCAUUUUAGGAAAUAUUGUAGCAUCUGUUCCAUUCCCAGACCAUAACCAGUCACCAAGAAAUACAUACCAGUGUGCAAUGGGUAAGCAGGCUAUUGGUCACAUAGCAACAAAUGUAAAGAAGAGAUUUGAUAAUGCCAUUUUGCAACUUAACUAUACACAAAGACCAUUAGCGGCUUCUAAAAUACUGGAUAUUAAUAAGUAUAAUUCUAUACCAUCAGGACUAAAUGCCAUGGUUGCAGUAAUGAGUUAUUCAGGUUAUGAUAUUGAAGAUGCUAUAAUAUUGAAUCAAGGAUCAGUUGAUAGGGGAUUUGCUAGGGUAGAAGUUUAUAAGACAAUUAAAAUUGAAUUAAAAAAAUUUAGCAAUGGUGCCAAUGAAACUAUUUAUAGUUCAGCAAAAUCAAGUGGUUUAGUAGAAGUUGGGCAAUUAGUUAAACAAGGAGAUCCUUUAGUAGUAAAAAUAUCACCAGAAGACAAGAAUAUCAUUACAAUAAGACAUAAGGGCAAACCUUGUUAUAUUGAUAAAGUUUUACUUUCAAAGAGUGAGGAUGAGAAUAUGAUUAAAAUAGUAACGAGAGAAACAAGGGUACCAGUUGUUGGUGAUAAAUUUAGUUCAAGACAUGGACAGAAAGGUGUUGUAGGAGCUAAAUUUCCACUUUCAGACAUGCCUUUCAAUGAACAAGGAAUGGUACCAGAUAUAAUUAUGAAUCCACAUGGUUUUCCAUCAAGAAUGACUGUAGGAAAAAUACUUGAAUUAAUUGGAGGUAAAGCAGGUGCUAUUGUUGGUGAAUAUGCUGAUGCAACACCCUUUAAUGAUAAUGAAGUAGAAGAUUUUUGCAAUGUUUUAACUAAAAAUGGAUUUUCAUAUUCUGGUAAAGAUAUUUUUACAAGCGGUACAACUGGAGAACAAUAUGAAGCUUAUAUAUUCUAUGGACCUAUUUUCUACCAGAGAUUAAAGCAUAUGGUUGCAGAUAAAAUUCACUGCAGGUCAAGAGGACCAAGGGCUGUGCUUACUCGCCAACCUACAGAAGGUAGAUCUAAUGAUGGAGGUCUUCGUUUAGGAGAAAUGGAAAGAGAUUGUUUAAUAGGAUAUGGAGCAGGUUCUCUAUUGAAGGAAAGGUUAAUGUUUGCUUCAGAUGUUUAUAAAAUAUUUGUAUGUAAAAAGUGUGGUAUUAUUGGUUAUAAGAACUGUUGUACUAUUUGUAAUGCUAAUGAAAUAUCACCUAUUGAAAUUCCUUAUGCAGCUAAAUUAUUAUUUCAAGAAUUGAUGGCUAUGAAUGUUUUACCAAAAAAAAUUUUAAAAGACAAAUAA
Hepatospora eriocheir is the source of this 1614-nucleotide messenger RNA. The record is from the annotation of a GenBank genome assembly. NCBI's taxonomy places the organism in Eukaryota, Fungi, Microsporidia, Hepatosporidae.